Molecule: messenger RNA, 1439 nt
Organism: Rosa chinensis
Lineage: Eukaryota; Viridiplantae; Streptophyta; Magnoliopsida; Rosales; Rosaceae
Product: 26S proteasome regulatory subunit 8 homolog A
Exons: 8
Coding region: 1-1260 (419 amino acids)
Biological process (GO): proteasome-mediated ubiquitin-dependent protein catabolic process
Cellular component (GO): proteasome regulatory particle, base subcomplex
Molecular function (GO): ATP binding; ATP hydrolysis activity; proteasome-activating activity
Source: RefSeq, a predicted model, not a curated record
AUGGCUGCCGUCGGCGUCGAGACCAAGCCCGUCGAGGCCGUGCCGGAGGACACCUGCUCCGCCAAGCUCGCCGCCUCCAAACUCGGCGAGGGGCUCCGCCCUUACUAUCUCCAACACAUUCACGAGCUCCAGCUCCAGGUCCGCCAGAAGACCCACAAUCUCAAUCGGCUCGAGGCUCAGCGGAACGAGCUCAAUUCCAGAGUGAGAAUGCUCAGGGAAGAACUACAACUUCUUCAGGAGCCUGGGUCCUAUGUCGGUGAGGUUGUCAACGUCAUGGGAAAGAACAAGGUUUUGGUUAAGGUUCAUCCGGAAGGGAAGUAUGUGGUUGAUAUUGAUAAGAACAUUGAUAUCACAAAGAUCACACCAUCUACAAGAGUGGCUCUACGCAAUGACAGCUAUGUUCUUCAUUUAGUGCUGCCAAGCAAAGUAGAUCCUCUCGUCAAUCUGAUGAAAGUGGAAAAGGUUCCAGAUUCUACAUAUGAUAUGAUUGGUGGUCUGGAUCAGCAGAUUAAAGAAAUCAAAGAGGUCAUUGAACUUCCAAUUAAACAUCCUGAAUUGUUUGAAAGUCUUGGAAUAGCUCAGCCAAAGGGAGUCCUGCUUUAUGGUCCCCCCGGCACUGGCAAAACCUUGUUGGCUAGGGCUGUGGCUCAUCACACUGACUGUACUUUCAUCAGGGUUUCUGGUUCAGAGUUGGUUCAGAAAUACAUUGGGGAAGGUUCCCGAAUGGUUAGAGAACUUUUCGUAAUGGCCAGGGAACAUGCUCCAUCUAUCAUUUUUAUGGAUGAAAUCGAUAGUAUUGGAUCUGCUCGCAUGGAAUCUGGCAGUGGCAAUGGGGACAGCGAGGUGCAGAGGACUAUGCUUGAGCUUCUUAACCAACUGGAUGGAUUUGAGGCCUCAAACAAAAUCAAGGUUUUGAUGGCUACAAAUCGUAUUGAUAUUCUGGAUCAAGCCCUGCUGAGGCCAGGACGCAUAGACAGAAAGAUCGAAUUUCCCAACCCUAACGAAGAGUCUCGUUGGGACAUUCUGAAAAUCCAUUCAAGAAGAAUGAAUUUAAUGCGUGGAAUUGACCUGAAGAAGAUUGCGGAGAAAAUGAACGGCGCCUCUGGCGCUGAGUUGAAGGCGGUUUGCACUGAAGCAGGAAUGUUUGCACUGAGGGAGAGGAGAGUGCAUGUAACCCAAGAAGACUUUGAGAUGGCAGUUGCUAAGGUUAUGAAGAAGGAGACGGAGAAGAAUAUGUCCCUGCGUAAGCUGUGGAAGUGAUGUGUUAGUUGUUACUGCUUUAUCUUGCCAAGUUCUUUAACUGUUGUAAACGCACCAAAGUUCCUUUGUUUGUUUGGGAUCUUUUUGGUACAAAUUUCAGUGAUUACUAGACUUGAAUGUCUACAUCAUCUAUUCAGCUUCAAUUUCACUUUCCUCUAGUAAACUAUUGGAUACAGCAA